Teleopsis dalmanni is the source of this 2397-nucleotide messenger RNA. RefSeq lists its product as uncharacterized. Bases 506 to 2338 code for a protein of 610 amino acids. NCBI's taxonomy places the organism in Eukaryota, Metazoa, Arthropoda, Insecta, Diptera, Diopsidae. The record is from RefSeq and is a predicted model, not a curated record. The transcript has 6 exons.
AAAAAGUUUAAAUAUUUAACGCGAUGUGGCGUUACGAACGUUUUUGGUGAAAUGCUGCUUUUGAACAAUAAAUAUUAAAAAUAUUUAAUUCCAUAUAAACAUUAUUGAUAUAAAUUUGCUGUGAAUAACUAAUACAUGACAGUUGUGUGUUAUAAAAAAAAUUGUAUUAAAUAAAACUGUAAAGUGUGAAAUUUGUUUGAAAUUUUUAACGGGCAUUUUUCCCUCCAACGCCGACAGAAUUCGCUCUAUCAACUGUCAAAAGUAGUCAGAAGUACUGCGUCAAGUUCAUUUAGUUGGUACGGUUUUUCAUGUAGUAUCGGCAUGCCAAUUUUAAACUAAUUAAGUAAUACGGAUAUUUAAUAUAAAAUUUAAAGAAUUAAAAUAUAAGUUGAAGUUUUCUAUUAACUACGUUUGCCGUAAUAAAUUUAAAUAUAAGUGUGUUAAAAAUCAUUGUUGGAGUUGGAAAAUUGAUAACGCACAAGGAAAUUGAAUUGGAUAUUACAAGAUGCAGAGAUUUGAACAUUAUUUGGAAAAAUAUUUCAAUUUUCCAUUGGAUAUAAAGAAUGACUUGGUCUAUUCCCAGCGUGCAUUAAAAUCACAUUUGAGAGUUCUACAAAUGGUUAUUGAUGUUUUUGAGAAGCAGCCAGAUGCCAAUCCAAUACAAAAGAAGCGCAUCCUAGAAGAAGUCGAAGCAGAGAUCUACGCAAUAAAUGCAGAACAAGCCUGUUUGGUAAUACGCUUAAGACGUCUAGUGGAUAAUUUUGUGAAGACAAUGUCCAAUGCUGGUGUUCCGCCUAACUAUCCAUCAGCAUACGAUAUGAUUUCGCGAGAGGUGAAUUCAUUAGUUGAAGAUCAAUCAAUACUUGUAUUCCCGAAAUAUGUAGCGCUACGUAACAGUGAAGAAGAACUAAUUAACAAGUAUUUUGAGGUGCGACAAGAUAACGAGUGCUUUGAAGUACUUGAUUCUGAUGAAGAAGCUUCAUUGCAAGCACAACAAAUAAAAAAUGACAGCACAGUUGCUGAAGUUGAUUUAACUGUCGAGUAUCCUAAUCAAGAACAAAAUGGUAAACAAUUAUCUUUGCUUAAACCUUUGGGUCAACGUGUGGUGAACAAUGGUAAUGAACAAUCGACUGAUUCAUUACCUAAACAAGAGAAAUAUUCUCGCAAUACAUCGCCUUUGUCUUCUAUCAGUGAUGAAAAAUCAAGCGUCGAAUCAUUGUCAAAUGGAAGCAGUGAAAAUAAUUCGAAAGACAAUAUCGUGGCCAAAGUACCAGUGACGAAUAUACGCAUGAGUCGCAUGAAUUUACGCCAAGCACUUAAAAAAGCACGUACAGAAAAUUUAGCUGCAUUACAACGCACACCAAAAGAUGCGCCAAGUACAUCGGCGGCGGCACUAGCAGCAGCAGCACCACCACCACCAGCAGCACCAGCACCUGCACCUGCACCAGUCGCGGUGAAACAAGGAACUAAAAAAUCCACAAGUGCUUCUAAUACUAAUUCGUCCACAACAGUACAUUCUGCCACAAACACAAAAAAAAGUGAGUCUAGAAAAUCUACACGUGGCGCUGCAACUGCGUCUACUAAAGCCACUGAUAUACAAACAUCAUCCGAUGAUUCCAAUUUAGAACGUGAGCGAACUCCACCGAAAUCUUCAUUGUUCGAUGAGCCAAAACAAACAGAAACAAUGCCUGAAGACGUCGGACAGGAAUCAUUUUUAAAAAUUUUUGGUUUGUUUACAUUUGAAUACAGGGCCCAAAUGCAACAGCGUCGUUCCAAACGUAAACGCCGUUGUGUUCACAAUAAUGAACGUUCCGAUUUCCUUUACGGACGUUUUGAGGUUAAUAAUUCUGCAUCAUCUGUUGAGGAGAAAAAGAAACGCCAACCUUCAUGGCUAUCGCCUCAGCCAAAAAAACGCACUAAGCGUCGCAGUGCAGAUAAACAAGAUGAUAUAAAUAGUUCCCGUUCCAAUUCGAGUUCGCCAAAUGAUAAACGUGCCUGCAAUGAGUGUCUUAAAGGAGGAGGUUGUCUAGAUCAAUGUGCCGAAUGUCAAUUAUAUUAUCAUGAUUCCUGCCAUCACGAAGACGAUAUUGAAAAAAUUUUACCUGAUAAAGAUAGUUACGAAAUAGAUAAUAUCAAACGUUGCCCUCGAUGCAAACGUGCUAUGAGUGAAGAACUCGAAAAAGGGGUUGAGUUUGUUAAUUUAAGGCAGAAGUUUCAAUUAAAAGCCGAACAGGAGCUUAACCGUCGUUAUAGUCUAGAAAAGGUGUCAACCGAAUUUAAGUCACAAAUGCGUGAAUUGUUUAAUAUCGUUAAUGUUGUUAGAACCCACAAAAUUUGAAAGGAAAAUUCAGCAUGAAAAAGAAACUAAAAAACUAUGUAUAAUAUUUACAAAAAAAA